Phragmites australis (common reed) is the source of this 1646-nucleotide messenger RNA. RefSeq names its product S-adenosylmethionine decarboxylase proenzyme-like. Gene Ontology annotation, biological process: spermidine biosynthetic process; spermine biosynthetic process. Bases 170 to 1345 code for a protein of 391 amino acids. The record is from RefSeq and is a predicted model, not a curated record. Gene Ontology annotation, molecular function: adenosylmethionine decarboxylase activity. The transcript has a single exon. Gene Ontology annotation, cellular component: cytosol. Lineage: Eukaryota; Viridiplantae; Streptophyta; Magnoliopsida; Poales; Poaceae.
UUCCUUCACAUGCAAUUCGCCGUAGAGUAGGAUUUUACUGCUAUUUUUAUCUCCUUUUGUUUCGAAAGUUCUCCCUGGCUGGCUGCCUUCUCUGCUACUGAACCAUCAAUCUCUUUCCUUCGAUCUCUUGUUCCCUCUCCCACCUCUCUUCCUUGCAACACAUCAUCCAAUGGCAAUGUCUUCGGCUGAUUCUUGGGACUCUCUCCCUGCCUCCCCUAUUGGGUUUGAGGGCUACGAGAAGCGCCUUGAGAUAACAUUCUCUGAUGCACCUGUCUUUGUGGACCCUUGUGGUCGUGGCCUCCGCGCCCUCUCUCGAGAGCAGAUUGACUCAUUCUUGGAUCUCGCACGGUGCACCAUAGUGUCCCAGCUCUCCAACAAGGAGUUUGACUCGUAUGUGCUGUCGGAGUCGAGCCUCUUUGUGUAUCCCCGCAAGGUUGUCCUCAAGACCUGUGGGGCGACGAAGCUGCUGCUCUCCAUUCCUCGCAUCCUUGAGCUUGCUGCAGAGCUUUCACUGCCUGUUCUUUCAGUGAAGUACUCUCGUGGGACGUUCAUCUUCCCUGGUGCGCAGCCAUCACCGCACCGUAGCUUCUCGGAGGAGGUAUCUGUGCUGAACGGCUUCUUUGGUGGCCUCAAGUCCGGUGGCAAUGCCUAUGUGAUCGGUGACAAGUUCAAGCCCAAGAAGAAGUGGCAUGCCUACUAUGCCACAGAGGAGCCGGAGAAGCCUAUGGUGACACUUGAGAUGUGCAUGACUGGGCUGGAUGUUAAGAAAGCUGCAGUGUUCUUCAAGAACUCUGCCGAUGGCCGUUGCUCAUCAGCUAAGGAGAUGACGAAGCUAUCAGGGAUUUCUGACAUCAUCCCUGAGAUGGAGAUCUGUGACUUUGAGUUUGACCCGUGCGGCUACUCAAUGAACGGCGUCUGUGGGCCUGCAGCCUCCACCAUCCAUGUUACUCCCGAGGAAGGUUUCAGCUAUGCAAGCUAUGAAGCCAUGAACUUCAAUCCUAGCUCCUUGGUUUACAGUGAUGUGAUCAAGAGGGUCCUGGCAGGCUUCUCUCCUUCAGACUUCUCAGUUGCUGUUACAAUCUUCGGUGGGUGUGGCUUUGCCAAAUCAUGGGCAAAGGGUGCAGAUGUUGAUUCCUACAUGUGUGAAGAUCUUGUUGAGCAGGAGCUUCCUGGUGGUGGUCUGCUGAUGUACCAGAGUUUCACUGCUGUUGCGCCUGGCACUGUGUCACCGAGGUCGACCUUGGAGAUGGAUGGCUGGAGCAAUGAUGGAAGUGAGACGGCUGCGAAGGGCGAAGGGAUGUUCUGGGAUGUAGAGGAGGUGAUGAAGAAAGAUGUGGAUGCCUGAGAAAAUGGGUAGUUCAUCACCUGGAGUUGCAAGUUGAAGCUGAGAGAAUUUUUGAGACCUGUUAGGUCCUGUUCUAGUUUCGGUUAAGCAGCUGGUUGGGCUACCGGCAAGCCUAUCUUAUGUUACUGUUUUUUGUUCUUUCAUAUUUCCCUGUCCAAUAAGUGCUCUAGAUGGUUUGCUGCGUCUGCCAUAGUGAGCGAAAUCAGAUUGUAGUAGUAUCUGUUUCUGCUGCCGAUGCUCUUGUGGGGAGAAUGAUCAUGUGACUCAACUAUUUAGGUAAUAUAUCGAAACUUUCGGUCAA